Dictyostelium purpureum is the source of this 1701-nucleotide messenger RNA. RefSeq lists its product as uncharacterized. Gene Ontology annotation, molecular function: methionine-tRNA ligase activity; ATP binding. Bases 1 to 1701 code for a protein of 566 amino acids. NCBI's taxonomy places the organism in Eukaryota, Evosea, Eumycetozoa, Dictyosteliales, Dictyosteliaceae. The transcript is spliced from 2 exons. Gene Ontology annotation, biological process: methionyl-tRNA aminoacylation. The record is from RefSeq and is a predicted model, not a curated record.
AUGUUUAAAUUAACAAAUUAUAUAAGAAAUAAUAAAAGUUUGUUAAAUAAAAUUAAUAAUAAAUAUUACUGUACCACCACUACAAAUGCAAUCAAUAAAAAAAAAAUAUUAAUUACCACACCAAUUUUUUAUGUCAAUGGACCACCACACAUUGGUCAUUUAUAUACAGCUUUGUUAGGUGAUGCAUUUGCAAGAUGGAAUAGAUUUAAAGGAAAUGAUACAUACUUUAUGACAGGUACAGAUGAACAUGGUAUGAAAGUGGAUGAAGCAGCAAAAAAGAAAGGUUUAAAAACUAUUGAUUAUUGUGAUAGCAUCUCAAAUAGAUUUAAAGAAUUAUUCAAGUUAUCAGAGAUUCAAUAUGAUGAUUUUAUUAGAACUACUGAACCAAGACACAGAGAUGCUGUUACAGCAAUGUGGAAUAGAUUAUUAGAAAAGGGAUAUAUUUAUAAAGGUGUAUAUAAAGGAUGGUACUGUACUUCAGAUGAAUCUUUCUUAACAGACGAUCAGGUUAUGGAAGGUAUGUCACCAAUAACCCCAAAUAAUCCAGUCAGUAAAAAGUGCAUGGUAAGUAAAGAGUCUGGUCAUGAGGUUACUUGGGUUGAAGAAGAAAACUAUAUGUUUAAAUUAUCAGAAUUUGCAUCAAAAGUUGAAAACUGGAUUCAAGACUUAAAUCCAAUAUUUCCAGCCACACAUACCAAACAACUAUUGGCAAUGAUUUCUCAAGGUGUUAGAGAUCUCUCCAUCUCAAGACCAUCUUCACGUAUUACAUGGGGUAUUCCUGUACCAAAUGACCCUAGUCAAACUAUUUAUGUUUGGUUAGAUGCACUCACAAACUAUUUAACUGUUACUGGCUAUCCAAAAGUUGACCCAAAUGAUCCAUCAUCCUAUUGGUCCAAUACUCAUCACAUCAUUGGUAAAGAUAUCAUUAAAUUCCACUGUCUAUAUUGGCCAAGUUUUUUAAUGGCUGCCGAAUAUCCUGUUCAAAAAGGUGUUCUUUGUCAUGCCCAUUGGACUGUAAAUAGAGAAAAAAUGUCAAAAUCACGUGGUAAUGUUGUAGACCCAUUCGAAAGUAUUCAAAACUAUGGUUUAGAGGUCAUCAGAUACUUUUUACUUAAGGGUGGUGGUUUAGAAGAUGAUGGCGAUUGGUCAGAUCACGAAAUUUCAGUUCGUUUAAAAGCAGAUUUAGCAGAUACUUAUGGUAAUCUUUUAUCAAGAUGCACAGGCAAACCACUCCAUCCAUCAGGUCAUUGGCCAAAAUCAGUUAAUCUUGAUGAAUCCUCAACAUUACUCACUGAAAAAGAUAUUCAACUUUUAAACCAUUGUAAAAAAUUAAUUAAUGGAGCAACUGUCAAUUUCGAUAAAGGUGAUUUCAAAAAUGGUAUUUACGAAAUUCUAGCAUUCCUCUACGACUGCAACGGCUAUAUUCAAGAACAAAAACCAUGGACAUUAGCACCCAAACCAAAUCGUCCAAAUGCAGACCCAGUUCGUUUAAACACUAUUAUGUACAUUGCAUUAGAAAUGAUCCGUAUUGCCUCAUUACUCCUCUUACCUGUUAUUCCAUCCUCUGCCACAUUAGCUCUCAACCAACUCGACAUUCCUUUAGAUCAAAGAAAUCACCAAAACCUAAAAUUAGGUUAUGAUUAUUUCUCUAGAGAAAACAAUCAAAUACCACAAAACUCUUUAAUUUUAUUUAAAAAAUAA